Penicillium macrosclerotiorum is the source of this 1689-nucleotide messenger RNA. Its product is annotated as putative RNA splicing factor (Pad-1). Gene Ontology annotation, cellular component: nucleus. NCBI's taxonomy places the organism in Eukaryota, Fungi, Ascomycota, Eurotiomycetes, Eurotiales, Aspergillaceae. The coding region runs from base 1 to 1689 and encodes 562 amino acids. Gene Ontology annotation, molecular function: RNA binding. The transcript is spliced from 4 exons. Gene Ontology annotation, biological process: mRNA processing. The record is from RefSeq and is a predicted model, not a curated record.
AUGUCAGGACUUGACGUAGAGGCUCUUCUGGAGUCUACGGCUGCCCCUGCCGAAGCACCCCCCAAGUCAGAGGAUCGUGAUGAUCGUUCUCGAGCCGACCCUUCUGACCGACACGACCGUGAUCGUUCCCGCGACAGACGGCGACGCCGGGAUCGGAGCCGAGACCGUCACCGAGACGCUGAAGGCGAUGAGGACAUGAAAAGCCCACGGAGCGAACAUGGCAGUGCUAACGGAAGCCAUAGAAGCCGGAAGAGAAGCCGGAGUCGUGAGAGUGAUCGCCGUCGCGCCCGUCGCGAUCGCGAUGAUUACCGCUCUAGUGGCGAUUUUUACCGCGGUGGAGGACGUGCUCGCAGUCGCUCGCACUCUCCUGUCGACGAUCGCCACUACCGCCCCUCUCGCAGAGAUCGUGAUUAUGACAGACGUCCUCGCCGCAGCGAUCGUGAAGCCCGCCGCCGCAGCCCAGGCGGUCGCAGCUCCAGCAAGUCCCCGGAGCUUAAUGAAGAUGAGCGCGAUAAACGGACUAUCUUUGUGCAACAACUUGCCGCGCGCCUGAGAACUAAGGAGUUAAUGGCCUUCUUCGAAAAGGUGGGCCCCGUGAAGGAAGCUCAGAUUGUUAAGGAUCGGGUUAGUGGACGAUCCAAAGGUGUCGGCUACGUCGAAUUCAAGAGCGAGGAGUCCGUGCCCGCCGCUAUUCAGCUCACCGGCCAAAAACUUCUAGGCAUUCCAAUCAUCGCUCAAUUGACCGAGGCGGAGAAGAACCGCCAGGCCCGUAACCCUGAAGCCAGCUCUGGCCCCGCACACUCCGCACCGUUUCACAGACUUUAUGUGGGUAACGUUCAUUUCAGCAUCACUGAAAAUGACCUCCAGAAUGUCUUCGAACCGUUUGGCGAACUCGAGUUCGUGCAAUUGCAAAAGGAUGAAACCGGACGGAGCAAAGGCUAUGCAUUUGUGCAGUUCCGAGACCCUAAUCAAGCCCGCGAGGCUUUGGAGAAAAUGAAUGGAUUUGAUCUCGCUGGUCGGGCCAUUCGUGUGGGCCUUGGCAAUGAUAAGUUCACCCCCGAUUCGAAUGCGAGUCGUCUGCAGGGCCCGUCUGCGAACCAACCAAAUUUCCAGGGCUCCUCAUUUUCCGGUCACGGAGGCCGUGGUGUUCAAGCUGGUGGCUCGAACAAUUUCGAUCGUGCAGGUGGACGUGAGAAUGAAAAGGGCACUGGUGCUAGUGCCCUCGACGAUACAGAUGUGGCUGGUGUGAACUUCAACAAUUACAGUAGAGACGCGUUGAUGAGGAAACUUGCACGAACAGAUGAACCUGAGCCCUCUGCCGACGAACAGCAGAAGCCGCUCCGACCCAAGACUGAGACCAAACCGCUGCCUGUCAAUGUGAAUAUGGCAAGUCGGUGCGUCAUGCUUCGCAACAUGUUUGAUCCUUCCGAGGAAUCUGGUGAAGCUUGGAUUAAAGAGAUGGAGGAUGAUGUCCGCUCCGAGUGUGAAGAAAAAUAUGGCCGUGUUGUUCACAUCUCGCUAGAUCCGAACUCUCAAGGCGACAUCUACCUGAAGUUCGAACGCGUCCAAGGAGGCGAGAACGCCAUCAAGGGCCUUAACGGCCGUUUCUUUGGCGGCAAGCAGAUCACCGCCCAGCCCGUCGUUGAUGCCGUCUAUAGUAGUCUCUUCUCGCGCACGAAGGCUAUUUAA